Oikopleura dioica is the source of this 1953-nucleotide messenger RNA. The record is from the annotation of a GenBank genome assembly. NCBI's taxonomy places the organism in Eukaryota, Metazoa, Chordata, Appendicularia, Copelata, Oikopleuridae.
AUGCCAAUGCGAUCCAACACCGCCGCCGAUCGAGCUCAGAUGCUCUCGAUUUGCCAGCAUUGUCGGCUGGCAAAGUGUCGCCAGGCGGGAAUGAAGGACGAGUACGUUCACAACCUGCGCUUUGGACGAAUCGAACGCAAAAGUAGAAAGCUGCACGGGAACGGGAACUUUAGAAGCGUACUUGAUCCUGGCCAGGCGAAUCUGCUCGAUCUCUUUCAGUCUUUUUGGAAAAUCUACAGAAACUUCUCGAACAUCCCUCAGUCUCCCGGAGUGCUUACGCCAGGACAAAUGCGAAAAAUGAGCCAGUUGGACCGAUUCGAAGCUCAGCUCACUCAAAUUGAGCGACCAGAAGUUCCUCAUCCUGUUCCUGGAGAUAAGCUCUCAUACAUCAACUACAUCAAGAACGUUCUCACUGUGCAUGUCAAGAUCGCAGAAAAACUGCUAGAAUUUAUACCUGAAUUUCGGACGAUAUCCCCCGAGACGAGACACUAUUGUAUGAGAUUUGGCAGUCUGGAGAUGUCGAUGGCCCGCGGCGCGUGCAACCGCUCGCUCAAUGACGAGUCGGAGAAUGAUACCAAAAAGCUGUCGAUUACGGGAAAGGGGCUCACCACAGACCAUCUCAAGAACUUGGGAAUGACCUCUGGCCUCGUUGACGGGAUGAUGGAAGUGACCCAAGCAAUGAGAGGCUACAAAGGCGACGAGAUCGAAUGGGCUCUUGUCGGUGGAAUGUGCCUUUUCAAUCUGGAUCGUGACUCGAACGUCUUCAAACCUACAAUGGAAGAGAAACAUCAAAUCGAAACUAUUCAAAAAGAAUUGGAAAGAAAAGUCGACGAACUGGCGGCUGAAAAUAGAGAACUGCUGACUUUUGUCGACGAGAGCGUACGAAUUGCGGAAGAAUUCAAACAGAAAGCGUUCUUGAUGGGAGAGAGCUUGGAGAAAGACGCACAGCUGAUUUACGCAAGAGCUUUGUACGAUCACUCAUCGCGUGAUCAUCAAGAAUUAAGUCUUUCGAAAGAUGAAAUUAUCAUUAUCGAAGGCAAUAUCGACGAUGACGGAUUUUACUCGGCUAAGAAUUUUAAAAAGCAGAGCGGACUUAAAGAGAGCUUCUCUCUUUUAUCCGGUCCAUCUAUCAGUACGGUGCUUCAAAACUCCGCAGAACUUAUUCGAGUUCUGGAACUCCAGUCCGACGAUCAAACAGUACUCAAGGUGUCUAAACCGAUCAGUCUGACGGAGAGAGAACCCUUACCCUUCAAAAUAGUCCCUUCUACAACAUCGGCAAGAGUCAUUCUACCAGAAAUGGAGAAUGACUUUCAUCUGCAUCUCAGAGCAUCUAGUUUUCAACAAAUUGUAACACUUCAAAAAGGAACCAAAGAACAUGAAUUCAAAGAUCUAAGCGAGGAGACGUCGUAUACAAUCGUCUUUGGAGGUUAUUCUUAUGUCUUCACAACUGUCAAGAGAGAGACCUUGUCAAGUUACUCGUCCGGAGAGACAGACGAAAUAAUCCCUCAGCUAAAGAAUCUACGAGGAUGUCUCGAAGGAAACCUUUUAACGAUAGAAUGGGACGAGUAUGAAAACGCGAAAGAAUAUAAGCUGUACACGCGCGAUGGAACAGAGCUAGUUGGUACGGUGAAAGAAGGAAACGCCACGAGCCUCGAGAUUAACUACGAUGUUAACACGGAAGCUCAACAAGCGCUCUACAUGGAUGUGACGAACAUAAAAGGAUUCUCAUCCUUGAAAACCAAAAUUCCGAUAACGAUGAUAGUUAGAGCACUUUUCGACUAUAUACCAGAAACAAUGAGUCCAAAUUCGGAUUACACAAGAGAGUUGGCGUUUUCAGAAAACGAAGUCCUAUCAGUCCGCUUGCCUGUUGAUAAAGACGGAUUCUAUUUCGGAGAAAAACUUGAAAAUAAAAUGCGAGGCUUAGUACCUUCAAAUUUUGUACAGCCCAUUUGA